Pediculus humanus corporis (human body louse) is the source of this 363-nucleotide messenger RNA. RefSeq lists its product as uncharacterized. The record is from RefSeq and is a predicted model, not a curated record. The transcript is spliced from 3 exons. Lineage: Eukaryota; Metazoa; Arthropoda; Insecta; Psocodea; Pediculidae. Bases 1 to 363 code for a protein of 120 amino acids.
AUGAAAAAUUUAGGUUUUCAAGAUGGAGUAGCCAAAGGAAGAGACCUAUCAUUGCAACAGGGUUUUGAUGUAGGUUAUUCGGCUGGAUUUAACAUGGGUAAAAGAUUGGGAACAGUACUAGGAAAGUUAAGGUGUGAGAAUUCAUUAAAAACGACAAGUUCCCAGACACAAAUUGAAGUUGGAAAAAUUUCUAAAAAAGUUUGUUUAAUAUGUUCCCAUGAAAAUAGUGAAACACCAGUUAAUGAUACAGUUUAUCCUGAAUCAUUUGAAAAAUUAGUUCAAGAACAAGAAGCAUUUAGAAAAAAACUCGAUAAUAGUACAGAUCCUAAUUUGUUAACAAUAAUAGACAUAUUUUCAAAAUAA